CACCUCCCUCCUCCACUCCCCUAAACCCCCACUCCCUCCUCCGCCCUAUUAAAACACCCACCAGCUCACUUGUUAAGACCCCCUUAAGUUGGAGGAGGCAGAAAGGCAACAACAGCGAGGAAGGAGAAGUCAAAGCGUCUGGAAAGAAUUACCCAGUCCUGGCUUCGAGCAGCCCAUUGAACCAGGGACUUGAACCAGCCCUAGCCAAAGACUUUUUCUCCCGAUUGAUUCUGCGCUUCCUGGGUUCUGCUGAGUCUUCACCGGCAUUUUUUUUUUUUUUUAAUACGAAAAAGAGACUUUCCGUUAUCGGUGGGAGGGGGACUGGAAUACACAAAAAAAGUUAAUUUAUUUUUAAAAUUGAUAAUUUUUUAAAAAAAGAGUUAGAAGACUGAAGUGCAACGGAAAUAAUAAAAAGAAUAUUAGUGAAUUUCCUUUCAAAGUGGGAGAGUACUAAACAUUUGAGACUCCCCCAUCUUUUUUAAAUGUUGUUUUUAAAUUUCUUAUUUUUUUUGGCCGGUCGUCUCAAAUUCAUCUGAUCUCUUAUUACCUCAAUUUUGGAAACUGCCUUCCAGCGACCCUCCGGGACCACACAGACAGGCUGAGGACGACUUUAUGACCGAGAGCUGAACAAGAUGCAUUGUGAGAGGUUUCUAUGCAUCCUGAGAAUAAUUGGAACCACACUUUUUGGAGUCUCUCUCCUCCUUGGAAUCACAGCUGCUUAUAUUGUUGGCUAUCAAUUUAUCCAAACGGAUAACUACUAUUUCUCUUUUGGACUAUACGGUGCCUUUUUAGCAUCACACCUCAUCAUCCAAAGCCUAUUUGCCUUUUUGGAGCACCGAAAAAUGAAAAAAUCCCUAGAAACCCCCAUUAAAUUGAACAAAACUGUUGCUCUUUGCAUCGCUGCAUAUCAAGAAGAUCCAGACUACUUAAGGAAAUGUUUGCAAUCUGUGAAGAGGCUAACCUACCCUGGGAUUAAAGUCGUCAUGGUCAUCGAUGGGAACUCUGACGAUGACCUUUACAUGAUGGACAUCUUCAGUGAAGUCAUGGGCAGGGACAAAUCAGCUACUUACAUCUGGAAGAACAACUUCCAUGAAAAGGGACCUGGUGAGACAGAUGAGUCACAUAAAGAAAGCUCUCAGCAUGUAACCCAAUUGGUCCUGUCCAACAAAAGUGUUUGCAUCAUGCAAAAAUGGGGUGGAAAAAGAGAAGUCAUGUACACGGCCUUCAGAGCACUGGGUCGAAGUGUGGAUUAUGUACAGGUGUGUGAUUCAGAUACUAUGCUUGACCCUGCUUCCUCUGUGGAGAUGGUGAAAGUUUUAGAAGAAGACCCCAUGGUUGGAGGUGUUGGGGGAGACGUACAGAUUUUAAACAAGUAUGAUUCCUGGAUCUCCUUCCUCAGCAGUGUGAGAUACUGGAUGGCCUUUAAUAUAGAGAGGGCCUGUCAGUCUUAUUUUGGGUGUGUCCAGUGCAUUAGUGGACCUUUGGGAAUGUACAGAAACUCCUUGCUGCAUGAGUUUGUGGAAGACUGGUACAAUCAGGAAUUUAUGGGCAACCAGUGUAGUUUCGGCGAUGACAGGCAUCUAACGAACCGGGUGCUGAGUCUGGGCUAUGCAACAAAAUACACAGCUCGAUCCAAGUGCCUUACUGAAACGCCUAUAGAAUAUCUUAGAUGGCUGAACCAGCAGACCCGUUGGAGCAAGUCCUACUUCCGGGAGUGGUUGUACAAUGCCAUGUGGUUCCACAAACAUCACUUGUGGAUGACCUAUGAAGCCGUUAUCACUGGAUUCUUUCCUUUCUUUCUCAUUGCCACAGUAAUCCAGCUCUUCUACCGGGGUAAAAUUUGGAACAUCCUCCUCUUCUUGUUAACUGUCCAGCUAGUGGGUCUCAUAAAAUCAUCUUUUGCCAGCUGCCUUAGAGGAAAUAUCGUCAUGGUCUUUAUGUCUCUCUACUCAGUUUUAUACAUGUCCAGUUUACUUCCUGCUAAGAUGUUUGCAAUUGCAACGAUAAACAAAGCUGGGUGGGGCACAUCUGGAAGGAAAACCAUUGUUGUUAAUUUCAUAGGACUCAUUCCAGUGUCGGUUUGGUUUACAAUCCUCCUGGGUGGUGUGAUUUUCACCAUUUAUAAGGAAUCUAAAAAGCCAUUUUCAGAAUCCAAACAGACAGUCCUAAUUGUUGGAACAUUGCUCUAUGCAUGCUAUUGGGUCAUGCUUUUGACGCUGUAUGUGGUUCUCAUCAAUAAGUGUGGCAGGCGGAAGAAGGGACAACAGUAUGACAUGGUGCUCGAUGUAUGAUCUCACAUUGUUGAUGUUUGCAGGCACACAAGCAGACACACACACCACCUUAGUUCCUCCAGGGGCGCUACAGUAAUUGUGGCAUCAGAUGAUGCCACCAAAGGAGACAUAUCACUGCUGCUGCGACUUGAACAAAGACAUUUUUAUGGAUUAUUUUGAUUCUGCCAAAGUAAAAUGAUACAUCAAUAAGAAGAAAUUGAAAUUAAUCUGUUAUUUCUAUGAAAAUGGGAUGGAUUCUUUGUUUAUGCACUUUUUCCUUACCGUGCAUCUGCCUGACAGUGUUUGCCCUAUAUACCUCACUAGCCAUGCUUUAUGUGGGUUAUCAUGGAAGAAAAGGAUUUUGGAAACUCAAGGAAAAGUUAUUUCAACCUAUACGACCUAACUUAUGGACUGUUUUGAUAGCUAAUUUUUUUAGGAAGGAUUUCUCUUCUUUUUAACUCUACCAAAUGAAAUGCCAAAGGAAAUGUUGAAGGCCGUUGGCUGUGCUGUAUUUUGAUAUAACUGUACUGUGUUUUAAAAUUUUGUAUGCUGAUUUUAAAAACAAAUUUUGCAUAUUCUAUAUUUUACUUUUCUGCCAAAAUACACCUGUUCUUCCUUUUUUUAAUAAAAAUAAAUUCUGAAAAAAUUCAUACUUAAAAAAAAAAGACUUGCCCAAAAUGUGAAGCUUGGUUAACUGAUGUUCAUGAUAGAAAGAAUAAAAUAUUUCUCUUAUUCU
This is a messenger RNA of Marmota flaviventris (yellow-bellied marmot), 3006 nucleotides long. The record is from RefSeq and is a predicted model, not a curated record. NCBI's taxonomy places the organism in Eukaryota, Metazoa, Chordata, Mammalia, Rodentia, Sciuridae.